CUCAACAAUAAUGUUUCGGCCGCCUGAUAAGUAUGAUUCACGUUGAGGUCAACAAAGACAACAUUGCCAACCACACACAGGAAACAUAAAUGCAGGCAGCAAAUCAUAGUCAUGGUCAGCGAAAACACCACGUGUGGACGCAUUCGUGUCCCUACCGACGAUACUUUACAGACACAUCCUGCCUGCCUGUCUGCCUGUCUGCCUGUCGAUGGAUCUUUCUGCGCGCAUCUCCACUCCAUCGUCGGACCACGCCGCAGUCUGUAAGUGCCCCCCACCGACAGCAGCAGACGGCCGGCGGUUUUGUAUGUGGUCAUGCUACAUCUCUCCACAAGUUGGUGGACUUCUUGUCCGUGUCGACGCCAUGCACAACUAUGCUGCUCACACAUCACACACACAGUUAUCAUGCCGUUUGUUUGCCUCACGUGUGGUGGUUCGCUUCUCUCACCUGAACGCAGCGCUGCCGAGGACGGCCGUGGCAAAAAAGUUGGCCGACUCACGACCAACUACCGAACUGCACACAUACACACACGCACCAGACAGCACCACUUGCAGACCUUUCGUCUGUGUGUGUGAGAGUGUGUGUGGCGGUUUUCUCCCUCACACGAGUGCGCCGGCCACAGCCCCUCCAGUGCCGGCGUCCAGCGGGUAGGGCACCCCGAUGCGCCGCAGCGCACACGACAUGAACGACGUCACAACUGAACCAACGCACACAGCCAACCGUCCAUCAGACACACACGGAGAGAAUCCGACAAUAAAGCAGCCUGGCUUCCCUGUACUGAGACCGUGUGUGUGUGGCUGUUGGAUGGACAGAUGACUUACAGCACCAAGAUCCAAAGUACAGGGCGGUCUUGCCCGUCAGCAGACUCCGACGACCAAUCCACCGCACGCCGCGCAACACUGACGAGUGCGGCCAAAUGUUGCCCGAAGAGGGCGGCCGAGAUGCUGACGCGCCUGCACUCGGCUGCUGAUGAGUGGGAGUGGCACUGCUGCUGCUGCGAGGUUUGCGCUUGGGUGUGUUGAGUUCUUUGGCGAAUAGAAUGCCGAAGACUGUGCCCGAUACGAUGCCGCGGAAGAAGGACUCGACGCUGCCGUCCAGACAGGCCACCUCGGGCGGCACCACCACCAGCGACAUCGAUUCGAUGGACAGACAGAAGAUGAGAUGGAUGAGGAGAUGAGAUGAGGAGAUGAGAUCUUAACUCACUGCCGAUUUCUCACUGCCCGCUGCAGGACGGAGGAUGUCAUGUUAAUGAUCUCUCGCUGGGGAAGGAUUUUUC
Messenger RNA from Vitrella brassicaformis, 1274 nucleotides. Lineage: Eukaryota; Vitrellaceae. The record is from the annotation of a GenBank genome assembly.